Pichia membranifaciens NRRL Y-2026 is the source of this 1659-nucleotide messenger RNA. RefSeq lists its product as hypothetical. Gene Ontology annotation, molecular function: ATP hydrolysis activity; ATP-dependent protein folding chaperone; ATP binding. Bases 1 to 1659 code for a protein of 552 amino acids. Gene Ontology annotation, biological process: protein folding. Gene Ontology annotation, cellular component: chaperonin-containing T-complex. The transcript has a single exon. NCBI's taxonomy places the organism in Eukaryota, Fungi, Ascomycota, Pichiomycetes, Pichiales, Pichiaceae. The record is from RefSeq and is a predicted model, not a curated record.
AUGUCGUACAGACAAACUCCCACCAUUGUGGUUCUGAAAGAGGGAACAGAUACGUCCCAGGGCCGUGGACAAAUCAUCUCCAAUAUCAAUGCGUGUUUAGCAAUCCAAGACACGCUCAAAUCUACGCUUGGUCCAUUCGGUAGUGACAUUCUUUUGGUCGGCUCAGACAACAAAACAACCAUCACCAACGAUGGUGCGACCAUAUUGAAGAAGUUGGACGUGGUCCACCCAGCAGCAAAGAUUCUUGUCGAUAUUAGUAGAUCCCAGGAUUGCGAGAUUGGAGAUGGUACCACCAGUGUUUGUCUGUUGGCAAGUGAGAUAUUGAAGAACUGCAAGAACUUCAUUGAAGAAGGAAUGAGCAGUAACUCUAUCGUCAAGGGAUUGAGAGACUCAUGCGAUUUGGCAAUGAAGAAGAUCAAAGAACUGGAGGUGAACCUCGAAGAAAAGCCAGAAGAUGAAGAAUACGACAUGUUGAUCAAGUGUGCAUUGACUGCAAUGAACAGUAAAAUCAUCCAGCAGAACGGCGAUUUCUUUUCCAAGUUGGUUGUCGACUCGGUGUUGACGUUAGACAGAGACGAUCUAGACGAGAACCUCAUUGGUAUAAAGAAGAUUGCCGGCGGUGCAAUGGAAGAUUCCUUGUUCAUCAGUGGUGUCGGUUUCAAGAAGACCUUUUCAUAUGCCGGAUUUGAGCAACAGCCAAAGACAUUUGAAAACCCAAAGAUCUUGUCUCUUAACGUCGAGCUCGAGUUGAAAGCUGAAAAGGACAAUGCUGAAGUGAGAAUCGAAAAGGUGAACGACUACCAGAAGAUCGUCGAUGCAGAGUGGGGGAUCAUAAUGGACAAAUUGAACAAGAUAGUCGACAGCAAGUGUAACAUUGUCUUGUCGAAGCUACCUAUUGGAGAUUUGGCCACCCAAUUUUUCGCAGAUAGAGGUAUCUUCUGUGCAGGUAGAGUGACAAGUGAUGACUUGGAGCGUAUAAUCAAGGCCGUUGGAGGAUCGAUUCUAACUUCUGUCAAUGAAAUAAAUACCGAGAAGGACUUAGGUACCUGCUCCAAAUUUGAAGAGCUACAGAUUGGAAGUGAACGUUUCAACAUUUUCAGUGGAUGCCCAUAUACCAAGACUUGUACAUUAAUUUUACGUGGAGGAUCCAUAAAGAUCAUCGAUGAGAUUGAACGUUCGUUGCACGACGCAAUCAUGAUUGUCAAGAGAGCACUAAAAAAUAAGCAGAUCGUUGCUGGUGGCGGUGCAAUUGAAAUGGAACUAAGUAAAUAUCUGAGAGAUUACUCGCAUCAAAUCAAGGGUAAGAAGCAAUUGAUUAUCCAAAGUUAUGCCAAGGCGCUGGAGAUUAUCCCAAGACAGCUUUGUGAAAAUGCAGGUUUGGACAGCAUUGAGUUGCUAAACAAACUGCGUAAUUUCCAUGCUAACGGCGACAUCCAUUACGGUUUGGAUCUAGACUCUGACAGCGUUGCAAACAAUUUGGAGAAAUUUGUCUGGGAACCUUCAGUUGUGAAAAUCAAUGCGCUACAAAGUGCAACUGAGGCUGCAAUCUUGGUUCUCAGUGUUGAUGAGACUAUCCAAAACAAAGAAAGCGAUCAAGGUGGUGCACCUGGUGGUCCUGGGCCUAGAGGUAGAGGUAUGCAAAUGCCAAUGGGAAUGUAA